AUGUACACCGCGUUUUAUAAGACGUUCAUGUCGAACUCGGCGGUGUACGUGUCGGUGAUCGUCGCAGGGGCGUUGGUCGGGGAGAAGGCGCUGAAUUACGGCUUCGAUAGGGCUUGGGAGCGGGCGAACAAGGGGAAGCUGUGGACGGACGUGCGUCGUCGGCUCGAGUUGGAGUAG
This is a messenger RNA of Ostreococcus tauri, 177 nucleotides long. Its product is annotated as Cytochrome b-c1 complex subunit 9. The record is from RefSeq and is a predicted model, not a curated record. The coding region runs from base 1 to 177 and encodes 58 amino acids. Lineage: Eukaryota; Viridiplantae; Chlorophyta; Mamiellophyceae; Mamiellales; Bathycoccaceae. The transcript has 2 exons. Gene Ontology annotation, biological process: mitochondrial electron transport, ubiquinol to cytochrome c.